CUCCCCUUCUUCUCCGGAGGGCACAGUCCUCAGGUCCGUGAGCGCAGGCAGCGGCCACCGUGGGUGCAUCCAGUACAGACUUUAUUGAUCUGAUCCAAGGUAUCUUGGGACUGCUGGCUGGAAUUAAGAUUCUUCAGCUUGUUGUCUCUAACCGAAGAAACAUUGAUUGGGAACUACUCAUUCAGAAAAUUAAAAGAAAGAAGCCACAACAUAUUAUUAACCCUUUGAGAAUACAACAUAACGAAUUUUGCCAUUUUACUACUUCCUUGAAUAGAAGAGGUCACAGGACGUGGAAAAAUGGCAGAUGAUCGGAAAGAUGAAGGAAAGGCGCCUCACUGGACCUCAGCUCAACUAACAGAGGCAUCUGCACACCCACAUCCACCUGAGAUUAAGGAUCAAGGCGGGGCAGGGGAAGGACUUGUCAGAAGUGCCAAUGGAUUCCCAUACAGGGAGGAUGAAGAGGGCGCCUUUGGAGAACAUGGGUCACAGAGCACCUAUUCAGAUACCAAAGAGAAUGGAAUCAACGGAGAGCUGACCUCAGCUGACAGAGAAACAGCAGAGGAGGUGUCUGCAAGGAUAGUUCAAGUAGUCACGGCUGAGGCUGUAGCGGUCCUGAAAGGUGAACAAGAGAAAGAAGCUCAACAGAAAGAUCAGCCUGCAGCUCUGCCUUUAGCAGCUGAAGAGACAGCUAAUCUGCCUCCUUCUCCACCUCCAUCACCAGCCUCAGAACAGACCAUCGCAGUGGAAGAAGGUUUACUUCCAGCCUCGAAGAUGGAGUUCCAUGAUCAACAGGACUUGACUCCCUCUCCAGCUGAGCCCUUAGACAAGAAGGACAAAGAGUCAGAGAAACAAAGUAAGCCUGGUGAAGACCUUAAACAUGCUGCCUUCGUUUCUCAGCCUGAGACAACUAAAAUUUUCCCUGACAAAAAGGACAUGCAAGGCCCAGAGGAAGAAAAAGCACCUCCCACUCUGUUUGGGCAUACUGUUGGUGCCGGGCUAGAAGACACGAAACAGAAGACAGAACCAAGCAUCGUAGUGCCUGGUAUUGGCCUCUCUGCAGAGCCCCCAGCUCCAAAAGAGCAAAAAGACUGGUUCAUCGAAAUGCCAACGGAAGCCAAAAAGGCUGAGUGGGGUUUAGCUGCUCCCAUCUCGCCUGGCCCUCUAACCCCCAUGAAGGGAAAAGAUGUCCUUGAGGAUAUCCCCAAAUGGGAGGGGAAACAGUUUGAUUCUCCCAUGCCCAGUCCCUUUCAGGCUGGCAGCUUCACUCUUCCUUUAGAUGUCAUGAAGAAUGAAAUAGUUGCAGAAGCAUCACCCUUUGCCCCUGCCCUAUUACAACCGGAUGACAAAAAAUCUCUGGAAGAAACCAGUGGCCCAGCAACUGCCAAAGAUAGUUCUAAAGCUGAAGAGCCCCAUAAGGACAAACCUGGCAAAAUGGCAGAAGCGCCAGCCCUAGAGGCAUUCACCUUACCCAAAGAUGCCCACAUUCCGACCGUGGAGGAAUGUGUCCCAGAGAAAGUUUUAGGAGAGGAGAAAGGGGCAAUAAAGCAAGAGAGUGCACAGAAAAAAGAGCAGGAAGUGACACUUACUGAAAAGGAAUCUCUGCUAAAGCUUGAAGAAAAGACAACCAUUUCUGACAAAGAAGCCGUGCCAAAAGAGAGUGAGCCCCUGAAGCUGACAGAUGGAGAAACAGGCAUAAUUCAGCCCUGCAUGGAGCAUACCCUCUCAAAAGAAGAGCAGAAAGUCCAAGAGCCAACCACAGAGCCAUUAAAACAGGACUCAUUCCCUGUCAGUUUGGAGCAAGCAGUGACAGACUCAGCCGUGACCUCUAAGACACUGGAGAAAGUCAUGACCGAACCAGUGGCAGUAAGUGAAAAGAGUGCAGCCCAGGACCUUUUUGAAGAAAAAGUUGCAGACAAAGAUAUUAAGAUGGAAGGGGUUGGGCCUGCAACAUCAGUGGAGCUUGACAUGCCGUUUUAUGAAGAUAAGUCAGGAAUGUCCAAGUAUUUUGAAACAUCCGCCUUGAAAGAAGAAGUGACCAAAAGCAUCCAGCCAGGCAGUGAUUACUAUGAACUCAGUGACACCAGAGAAAGUGUCCAAGAGUCUUUUGAUACCCUAUCUCCCGUGUGUAAAAACGGAGACAAGGGACUUGAGGCAGGUAAAGAACCCCAGCCCAGUGCUCCAGCACAAGAAACAGGGUACAGCACUCUUGCACAGAGUUAUCCGUCUGAUUUACCUGAAGAACCUAGUUCUCCUCAAGAAAGAAUGUUUACUAUUGACCCAAAAGUGUAUGGGGAGAAGCGGGAUCUCCACAGUAAGAAUAAGGAUGACUUGACGCUAAGCAGGAGUUUAGGACUUGGUGGGAGGUCUGCAAUAGAACAGCGAAGCAUGUCAAUCAAUUUGCCCAUGUCUUGCCUGGAUUCCAUAGCCCUUGGAUUUAACUUUGGUCGGGGACAUGAUCUCUCUCCUCUGGCUUCUGAUAUUCUAACCAACACUAGUGGAAGUAUGGAUGAAGGGGAUGAUUACCUUCCAGCCACAACACCUGCACUGGAGAAAGCCCCCUGUUUCCCAGUAGAAAGCAAAGAGGAAGACCAGACAGAGGGAGGAAAAGCUGCUGGAGAGGAAAGUACUCAAGUCGAGACCUCGUGUGAGUCACCUUUCUUAGCCAAAGAUUACUACAAAAAUGGUACUGUCAUGGCCCCGGACCUGCCCGAAAUGCUAGAUCUGGCAGGCACAAGGUCAAGAUUAGCUUCCGUGGGUGCAGAUGCUGAGGUUGCCAGGAGGAAGUCAGUCCCAUCAGAGACUGUGGUCGAGGAGAGUAGUACCGGCUUGCCCCCUGUCACCGAUGAAAACCACGUCAUUGUUAAAACAGACAGUCAGCUUGAGGACCUGGGUUACUGUGUGUUCAAUAAAUACACAGUCCCACUCCCAUCACCCGUUCAAGACAGUGAGAAUUUGUCAGGGGAGAGUGGUUCCUUUUAUGAAGGCACGGAAGAUAAAAUGCGAAGAGAUCUAGCCACAGACCUGUCCUUGAUUGAAGUAAAAUUGGCAGCUGCCGGAAGAGUCAAAGAUGAGUUCGGUGCUGAGAAAGAAGUACCCCCGCAUAUCUCUGGUGACAAAUCGGGACUGGGUAGGGAGUUUGAUCAGGAGAGGAAAGCUAAUGAUAAGCUGGAUACUGUUCUGGAAAAGAGUGAAGAACAUGCUGAUGCAAAAGAACACGCCAAGGCAACAGAAGAGGCCAGUGAUGAAGUUGAAACAUUUGGCUUAGGAGUAACCUACGAGCACACUCCCACCAAAGAACUGACCGUUUCAAAAGACGCAUCACCUCCCGCAGCCGAGAAAGCUGAGAAAGGUCUUAGUUCAGUGCCAGAAGUAGCUGAGGUCGAACCAUCCAAAAAAGCUGAACCAGAACUGGAUUUUGUUGCAAUGAAAGCUGACCAGGGUCAAUUAGAUGUGAAAAUCAGUGACUUUGGACAGAUGGCCUCAGGGCUGGCGGUAGACGCUGGAAAGGCAACAGAGCUUAAGCUCGAGGCGACACAAGAUCUCCCCCCCUCAUCUGGAGCACCUCAGGAGGAAGAUGCGUUUAUGAGUGUUGAGGCUGGCCACAUGAAAGAAGGCACUAAAGUCAGUGAGACAGAAAUCAAGGAGAAGGUAGCCAAGCCUGACUUGGUGCACCAGGAGGCUGUAGACAAGGAAGAGUCCUACGAGUCCAGUGGUGAGCAUGAGAGCCUCACCAUGGAGUCCUUGAAAGCUGAUGAGGGCAAGAAGGAAACAUCCCCAGAAUCCUCUCUAAUUCAAGACGAGAUUGCCAUCAAAUUGUCAGUGGAGAUACCGUGUGCACCUGCUGUCUCAGAGGCUGAUUUAGUCCCAGAUGAGAGAGCUGAUGUCCAGAUGGAAUUUAUUCAGCAGCCGAAAGAAGAAAGCAAAGAAACCCCAGAUAUCUCUGUCACGCCCUCCGACGUCGCAGAGCCAUUGCCUGAAACCACCAGGGCUGAACCGGCAGAGGCUCAGAGUGAGGAAGAAGAGAUAGAAGCCCGGGGAGAAUAUGAUAAACUGCUCUUCCGCUCCGACACCCUUCAGAUUACUGACCUGGGCGUCCCAGGUGUCAGGGAGGAAUUUGUGGAGACCUGCCCUGGUGAGCACAAAGGAGUGAUCGAGUCCGUUGUGACCAUCGAGGAUGACUUUAUCACUGUGGUGCAAACCACAACGGAUGAAGGGGAGUCAGGUUCCCACAGCGUGCGUUUUGCAGCCCUGGAGCAGCCUGAGGUGGAGAGGAGACCGUCCCCCCACGCUGAAGAAGAGCUCGAAGUAGAAGAGGCAGCCGAAGCCCAGGCGGAACCCAAGGAUGGCUCCCCGGAGGCUCCCGCUUCCCCUGAGAGAGAAGAGGUUGCACUCUCAGAAUAUAAGACAGAAACCUAUGACGAUUAUAAAGACGAGACCACCAUUGAUGACUCCAUCAUGGAUGCUGACAGCCUCUGGGUGGACACUCAAGAUGAUGAUAGGAGCAUCAUGACAGAACAGUUAGAAACUAUUCCUAAAGAGGAGAAAGCUGAAAAGGAAGCUCGGAGACCAUCUCUUGAGAAACAUAGAAAAGAAAAGCCUUUUAAAACCGGGAGAGGCAGAAUUUCCACUCCUGAAAGAAAAAUAGCUAAAAAGGAACCUAGCACAGUCUCCAGAGAUGAAGUGAGAAGGAAAAAAGCAGUUUAUAAGAAGGCUGAACUUGCUAAAAAAACAGAGGUUCAGGCCCACUCUCCCUCCAGGAAAUUCAUUUUAAAACCUGCUAUCAAAUAUACUAGACCAACUCAUCUCUCCUGUGUUAAGCGGAAAACCACAGCAACAGGUGGUGAAUCAACUCAGGCUUCCAGUGUAUUUAAACAGGCAAAGGACAAAGUCUCUGAUGGAGUAACCAAGAGCCCAGAAAAGCGCUCUUCUCUGCCCCGACCCUCCUCCAUUCUCCCUCCUCGUCGAGGUGUAUCAGGAGACAGAGAUGAGAAUUCCUUCUCUCUCAACAGUUCCAUCUCCUCUUCAGCACGGCGGACUACCAGGUCAGAGCCAAUUCGUAGAGCAGGAAAGAGUGGCACUUCCACACCCACUACCCCUGGAUCAACCGCCAUCACUCCUGGCACCCCACCAAGCUACUCCUCACGCACCCCAGGCACUCCUGGAACCCCGAGCUAUCCCAGGACCCCUCACACACCAGGAACCCCCAAAUCGGCCAUCUUGGUGCCCAGCGAGAAGAAAGUUGCCAUCAUACGUACGCCUCCAAAAUCUCCCGCUACUCCCAAGCAACUUCGGCUUAUUAACCAACCACUGCCAGACCUGAAGAAUGUCAAAUCCAAAAUCGGAUCGACAGACAACAUCAAAUACCAGCCUAAAGGGGGGCAGGUACAGAUUGUUACCAAGAAGAUAGACCUAAGCCAUGUGACAUCCAAAUGUGGCUCUCUGAAGAACAUCCGCCACAGGCCAGGCGGUGGGCGUGUGAAAAUUGAGAGUGUAAAACUGGAUUUCAAAGAAAAGGCCCAAGCUAAAGUCGGCUCACUUGACAAUGCUCACCACGUACCUGGAGGUGGUAACGUUAAGAUCGACAGCCAGAAGUUGAACUUCAGAGAGCAUGCAAAGGCCCGUGUGGACCACGGAGCUGAGAUCAUUACGCAAUCCCCAGGCAGAUCCAGCGUGGCGUCCCCCCGACGACUCAGCAAUGUCUCCUCUUCUGGAAGCAUCAACCUGCUCGAAUCCCCUCAGCUUGCCACUUUGGCCGAGGAUGUCACUGCGGCACUCGCUAAGCAGGGCUUGUGAAUAUUUCUCAUUUAGCAUUGAAGUAAUAAUAUUUAGGCAUGAGCUCUUGGCAGGAGUGGGCUCUGAGCAGGUGUUACAUUCAUUCUUUACAAACCAUAAAAUAAAUAAUCUCAUUCCCAAACUGUAGUUAUUGUUACAAUUUUAUAAAAAACAAUGAAUAGUAUAUGCAGAAAUUGACUUGAUUUCCAUUUGCAACAGGAAGACACUGGCUUUACAUGAGUACAAUUGGACAAUUAUUUUUGCUCUGCUCUGUUUUGCAUGGAGUAUUAUUAUUUUAAAAAUUGCAUUUUUACCUUUCAUGUGCCUGAAGGCUAUCCAUACAUUCUGAAAGGCCUUGUUGAAAUCCAAGCUGCUCAUUCCACUCUUCUGUUGCUGGGUGAAAAGAUAAAAGCUGCCCAUUUUAACUUAUUACAGGUUAAAUUAAAUCAAGGAGUCUGAUUGCAGGAAGGAAAGAGCAUGUAAGAAAUAAGGUUUUUUUUUUAAAGUGUUAUUUUGUAUAAAUGGGAAGAAAGAUUCAGUUAAGUUAUUAACAUUUGGGACCUGGAUAAUUAUAUCAGAGUAUAAGUCAAUCCAAUAAAUUAUUUAACUAAUUAAAAAUAGUUACGAAGCAUUUGAGCUGUGGUUGAGGAAGCGAUAUAAAAGUGCAUCUCUUAGGAAUGAAGCACUUUCAUUAGGAUGGACUCGUCUGAUUAGAAUGUCAGUUGAUCAGCUAGAUUUGUGUCCACACUACCAGUUUCACACUCCCUUUCCAUCUGUUUGAUACAGUAUUAUAGAUAUAAAUAUAUAUAUAUUUCUCUGUGGCCAUUUGUGAUACUUCCUCAUAUACUUGAAUAUUAUACUUCCUUAUUCACAGUAUCUGUGUCUCCUGCACCCUUUGGUGUUGCAAUUUUAGGUAUGUGAAAGUAGAUGUUAGCAGGGUUCUUUCCCUAUUUAAAAAAAAUACAUUAAAAAAGAACAAAAAGUUUUAGCAUGAAGUUGCUUCCUGUAACAACUCAGAGCUGUAACCCUGUUUUAGUGCCAGAUACAAGUCUCUCCCGUGAUGCUAGGAAAAUUUAUUUUUCUUUGCUUUCACCAACAUGGAGUUUGUGGGGGUGGGUCCAGUUAUACAUUAAAAGGGUUUACAGAUUGUUGGUUUAAGAUUUUGGAUUCAUCUCAUUUUGAAUUAUGGAAUAGUUUGGGUUUUAUUCCUGUAAUCAUUCAAGAAACAGACUUCUUAAGAUUCCUUUUUUUUUUUUUCCCUUUGCUAAAGUUGAAACUAACAGAGGGAGUUUGGGACAUGUUGCCCCGCUCUUCCAGACAUUGCCUGCUAAUUGAAUUAUCUGAGAGAAAAUAUUUGGCUUCCUUACCCACAGUAAAGACCCUGAUCAAAAAGGACAAGUACACUCAUUUGAGAAGUUAUAGCCACACAACACUUGAGAUACAGAUAUCUAAAUCAGUUUUUCCAGGAUUCCAACAUUGCCCUCUGUGAAGGGACACUUUAUGACUUAGUAAUACUGGUGUGACUUAAUCUACAGUCUGGGAAAUCACCAAUUAAUUCCUCUCACAAAUCAUUCAUCUUAGACUUGUGAAAAGCAAUUAAAUAGUCAAUGGCCUGAAUAAGCAGUCAGUUACCAGUCUGGGUGAGUAUUUUUAGUAUUUUAUCUGUUCUUUUUCUUGCUCGGGGCUGGUAGGUUGGUUCUGAACCAUUAAAAGCAAAUAGUCUGAUAGGUGUCUGAUCCCCGUGAGUCGAAUCAAUUCCUGACUAUAUAGGAGGAAGUGAUGAGCAUGGAUGAGGCAACGAGGAAGUAUCUAGGAAACGAGUAGCAUCUAGGAAAGCAGCCAAGGGAUGCAAAGACAGAGACACGGGUGCCAUUUUGUGACCCACUGGAUAUUGCAACCAAUGUGACUUCCACCAAAAAAAACACAAAAAAACAAAAAACAAAAACUGUAGGAGCAAAAACAUAGCACUCAUUCUCAACUAAUAGGUUUUGCAUAGGCAAACAUGUCUGAAAGUGUUGAUAAAUCAAUCCUUUUACACAACAGUCAAAAAAUUAGAAACUGUGGGAGUAUGACUAUGGAUGUGUCUAUUUUCUGCCUAAUAAUUGCUAUAAUGUGGAUUUGACCUAUCUGAGCAUUUUAUUCAUCAGCUUCCCUUGAAAUGCACUAGAAAAUCGCAGAAGAAAGAGUAGUUGUGUGGAGACCUAUGGUAUUUUCCUACAUGUUUGAUAGUGUUAGGUAGUGAUGAAAGCUCUCUAGAAAGAAGGAGUUAACAGCUGGUUAGAACAGUUUUAACCUACAAAAUAAGUAUUUUCUACCAACUUGGUUUACAUUUUUUAUACAAGGUAAGAAUAAGUAAUUAUGCUUUACAUAUUAAAAUUCUGUUUCUUACAAAUACAUGCCCAAGAUACAGAUUAUAUAAAGCCCUAAGAUACUAGAUUUGGCAUUAAAACAAAUGUUUAUUUCAAAUCUCUGCAAAAUUAUAAUGAAUAAAUGCCCUUCCUUUGUACGGAAAUAUGAUUCUUUAUAAUGUUAACAAAAAGAAACUGAUAAUUUGUACCAAUAGAAGAGAGAAAUACACAGGCUAAAUGUCUUCUUAUGGGGACAGGGGUUGGAACCUAUCUUGCCUUCACUCUCAAGAUUAACGACGCAAAUUAAGCUUUUUGAACACCACUCUUGUGGGGGUACCCAUACGCUGAUCUAGAAAUUAAAGCUUCAUAGUUCCAAUUCUAGAUCUAUUACUGCCAGUUUCUCUCUGGCUUUAGCCUUUGAGAACCUGUUUAAGGAUACAUAAGUAAUCCAGAGCUGUGAAGAGUUAAAAGGCCAGCUUCUUCAAUGAACUCACUCUCUCUGGGUCACCUGCAACCAAUAAUUGGGUACUUUAUAAUGACGCAGGAAAGAUCCGAGUGGUUGAUGAGUUUCAAAGGCCCUGUUCAUUUAGGAACCAACUCUCUCUGGAUUCUCCUGCUGAGUUCCAGCAGGGUGAUAGGCUGAAAUCCCACCCACAAGCAAGACACCUGUGUAACACCAACUCGGCAUGGCUGAAGAAAGCUGAAGAGAGAACCUCAUUAAAUGGAAGAAUCUGCUGGUGAUAGCUGACCUCCACACAUUCAUACAGUAAGACAGCAGGAAAUAGGAUCAUCAGCCAAAUUAUAACAUCCAUGUCAAUAUUGUUAAAGAAAUAAUCUCAAAGCGGUUGAUUCCGACCUUGCUACAAUUACACUUUUUGUCCGAUUUUUCAUGCCACAAAAAUGAGGAAAAUAAACCAUUCAUGGUCUAAGUAGCCAAGAGGAAAAAAAAUAGAUUCGUGGCUUGGAAAGGCAAAGUCUAGGCAUUCCUUCCAAAACUGAUGUGUUAAAAUCAGCACUGAUGUUUGUUUUUUUACACCUAGGAUUUUUAGCCUGAGUGUGUAGGUUGAGGCCAAGUCCCUCUGCAGGAAAGAGCUUAUUUUUAAACUCACAAAAUGUCAAUCAUGAAAAUCUACUUCAACUUUAGCAAAAAGAAAAAAAAUCAACAAAAAGUAUACUCUGUAUGCUGGGAUUCCAAGGUUCCAACGUGCCGCUACAAAUCUCUAGGGGGUUUCUUUCUUCUGAUAAUUCUAGAGCCUGUUAUCAUAGAAAGGCAUUUCUUCAAUGGCUGGUUGUAGUUAGUUCAUGUUUUUCAAUCAAAAUUUGCAAAUGUAUUUGUUGCUGUAUAGUGAUUGUUUUGCAAAAUAAAAUUGCUUGUCACCUAA
Callorhinus ursinus (northern fur seal) is the source of this 9502-nucleotide messenger RNA. The record is from RefSeq and is a predicted model, not a curated record. NCBI's taxonomy places the organism in Eukaryota, Metazoa, Chordata, Mammalia, Carnivora, Otariidae.